Stylophora pistillata is the source of this 809-nucleotide messenger RNA. RefSeq lists its product as uncharacterized. Gene Ontology annotation, cellular component: cytoplasmic vesicle; membrane. The record is from RefSeq and is a predicted model, not a curated record. NCBI's taxonomy places the organism in Eukaryota, Metazoa, Cnidaria, Anthozoa, Scleractinia, Pocilloporidae. Gene Ontology annotation, biological process: neuron migration.
CAUCGGUUUCUACCUAGCAGGAGACAGAUUGUGGUUGUUUACGUAUGAAAGGUAAGCAUGCUGAGUAUAGUUACGCAGAUUGUAUAUUUAUACGUAGAGUUUAUAUUUACCGUACUUCUACAGCGCAGGCCAACAACAGAUAUUCGGUAGCUCAUCGUAACCUUUUCGAGUGUUUAAACGGGAGCCAAUUUAAACGGUAUUGUUGCUAAAGUAGCUCAAACGUUGGCAAUUGAUACGAAGGCAUGUCUGUCGAUGGUUGGAUACUCUUAAUGGCACUUUGUACAUUCCUUGACUGUAUACUAGUGCUACAAGUCCAGGCCAAUGAUGUUUCGUACUGCGUCAAGAAAAGAACGUACCCUGAUGUGAUUCUCCAGGGUAGAAUGGAGGCAGGGACCUACACGCCCUGGGAACCAGGCGACUUAAGUCAUAUGACUGUUGAUAAGUGCACUAAACACUGCUGUAAGAGCCCGGAUACAGAUGUGGUGUUUCUACUGAACAGCUUUUGCUUCUGUGUGAAGUGUCAUUCUCUGGAAUCGUGCACUAUGGUGAAAAUCACUUCACCCUCAACGUACAGACCUGUGACUGUUACUGUAAUGAAACGUAAGUACUUUGACCUCUUAAUGUUACCUGAAUUUAUUUUAAAAGUUGAAGAUAUGCUUUUAAAGCAUUUGUUUGAGGGUCAUUAUUCAUCAUCAUUUGAUCAAGGUUACCAUUUAAUGUCUUUAGUCUUUUUGGAGAAGAAAAGAAUUAUUGCUCCUUUGGUUCCGACGAACUGUUUCGGGAAAAUCAAUGAAAGUCAGCUAACAUGA